Molecule: messenger RNA, 1084 nt
Organism: Anguilla anguilla (European eel)
Lineage: Eukaryota; Metazoa; Chordata; Actinopteri; Anguilliformes; Anguillidae
Product: protease-associated domain-containing protein 1-like
Exons: 5
Coding region: 121-729 (202 amino acids)
Source: RefSeq, a predicted model, not a curated record
GUCCCUCCUUUCUUAGGGGGGCACUUCCGCCUUUCCGUGCUCUGUUGUUGAUUGCUUCUGAGGCGAUGGACGAAGGCUCGAGACGUGAUCGUUUUGGAGACUGAGAAGCUUGUCCGGUAUAUGCUGAGAAAAGCAGAGCUCGGGCGAAGUGUUGAAAUGGGGUGGGACAGUGUUGCUGGGCUUUUCGUGGCUGGACUAGCUAUAUUCCUGCAGUUGCAUCGUAUAUCAGCUCUCGGGGUAAAUGAGCUCUUGUAUUUCAGAAUCCUCAGUCCCCCGGACAUUGGCUACAUUUUCAGCGCUGCUCCUGCGCGUGACUUUGGCAGCGAUUUUACGUCUUCAUACGAUGAGAUCUUCCUGGUGCCGGCCGAGCCUGUGGACGGAUGCUCUGAGCUCAAGAACAAAGACCUUAUAGAGGGACAGGUUACCCUGCUGGAGAGAGGGGGGUGCUCUUUUGUGCGGAAGGCCCGGGUUGUGGAGGAGGCAGGUGGACGAGCGGUGCUAAUAGCAGACGAUGCCUCGGACAAUGACAGUCAGUACCUGGACAUGAUCACGGACGGGACGGCAGACCGGCCCAGCAUCCCAGCGCUCUUCCUCCUCGGACGGGACGGGAUGAUGAUUCGCCGCUCGCUGCAGAGGCAGUCCCUCCCCUGGGCGGUGAUCUCUAUCCCAGUCAAUGUGUCUGCCCUCGCCUCCUUCCCCCUGCGCCAGCCCCCCUGGACCCUGUGGUAGAACACACACACACACACAUAACACACACGCACACAUACACACACACAUAUACAUACACACACACACAUAAAGACGAGCAGGUGAACUAGUCUGAGAGAGACCAGCCUUACACUGAAGUGUGCUCUGGUCCGUUCUCCAGUGGACAUGCUCCAGAUCUCCCACAAUACCCUUCAUUGUGAUGACCGACACAGCUCGCUAUCCAAGGUUCUUUUCUCUUUUAAAAAUUUUUGCUUUUCUGCAAAAAUUGCAAGUCCAUUGACUAUUAAAAAAAAAAAAUUUCCAGUAAGACAUUGGGAACAGUAAUUGUUAUUUAAAUGAAUAUGAUUUUUAUUAAUAAAUGAGUAUGAUUUAAAAA